AUGUUGAGCGCUGCCGUCCGAGUGAUCCCGAUUCGCGGAAACCUCCUCGUCACCCGUGACUGCAGGUUGUAUUGGGUGACCGGCCAGCACGCCAACGAAUGUUCCAGCAUUGUGGUGGAUCAGAAAUGUGGGCCAUGGUCGACAGUGUCCAGCUCGCAGAAAGCUGCGGCAGUCGUGUGGCAGUACAACUCGGGCAGCUGGACGUCAGUGAGCUAUGACCAAGGGCAGGGCGUUGAGAACGCUGACUUGCUAGUUUACGUAUCCGCCCAUCCUGGGGACCCAACCUGCACGUCUUCCGACACGGCCCUGGCUUACUCGGGAGUUUGUCAACGCGACCAGCUCGACCGACCUGUGGUAGGAUACAUCAACUUCUGCACGAGCACGCUGCAGGACCGAGGCUCCAGCACCCCCUCUCAGUCUGACAUAAUGAUGACAGUCCACGAACUCACACACAUCCUAGGUUUCUCUCGAACCUCCUUUGCGUUCUUUCGUGAUGAGAACGGGGACCCAAGGACUCCUCGCUGUCCGGAUGCUGCAUCUUGCAGCUCCAGCGACACCUCUGGCUACCCUCCGUUCUCAGACGCCAUCAACAACUACUUGAUCUCUGACUCCACGGUUCGUAACAGUCAAGAACGUGGGCUGGUAGUGUCAAGGUUGGUCACGCCGACUGUCCAGUAUGUCUCGAAGCAUCACUUCGAUUGCGACAGUCUGAUAGGAGCAGAGCUUGAAAAUGGUGGAGGGACCGGGACGAGACUGAGCCACUGGGAGAAGCGAGUGUUCAUGAAUGAGUACAUGACUGGGAACACGUAUCCUGGCUCAGUGGAUGUCUUUUCGAGCUUUUCGUUGGCCCUGCUGCAAGACAGUGGAUGGUACGAGAUCGAUUUCAAUACUGCUAAACACCUCAAGUGGGGUUACAAGCUGGGUUGCAAGUUCGCUUUGGAAAAGUGCGUUCAAAAUAACAAGGCCCAGACUUCGUUCUGUACUGACCCACAGAACGAUGGGCUUGUUUGCACUUACCAGCGGGAUGCCCUGGGAUAUUGCGGACUUCAUGAGUACUCACAAGACUUGGGUGCGCCCUAUCAAUACUUCGCAGAUCGGAAGAAAGGAGGUGAUGAUCCACUACCAGACUACUGCCCCUUCUAUCGACCGUAUCAAAACGCUGUCUGCGAGGACCCACAGAUUCCGAUCAAUCCGGCCUGUGGAGCGAAGGGAACAAGCUGCAGGGGUGGCGAGUAUGGGGUGCAGACUGCAUGCAUUGAAUCUACCCUGUGGCGCCAGGGCUUUUCAACGACGCAAGGGAACCCCAUGGCCGAUUGCUACAAGUACCGGUGCUCGAAAAAGAAUGGC
This is a messenger RNA of Guillardia theta CCMP2712, 1347 nucleotides long. RefSeq lists its product as hypothetical. Gene Ontology annotation, cellular component: membrane; cytoplasm. NCBI's taxonomy places the organism in Eukaryota, Cryptophyceae, Pyrenomonadales, Geminigeraceae. Gene Ontology annotation, molecular function: metalloendopeptidase activity. Gene Ontology annotation, biological process: proteolysis; cell adhesion. The record is from RefSeq and is a predicted model, not a curated record. The transcript has a single exon. The annotation marks the transcript as partial.